GCUGAAUAAAUCCUGGAAAUAUUGCUGUGUCUCAAAGAACUCGUGUGUACGGUUUGUACCUCAAAGAAAACUUUAAACAGCAGAUUAUCUGGAAAAUGAUUUAGAGGCGAAAGAACCAGAGCAGAUUUUAUAAAACGAGAGCUGCGAUCAUGAAUUGCAUUUGUGAAACAUUGGCCGUCUAAUGGAACCUCAUUUUGGCCUUCCUCUUCAGUUCCCGAGUGCCUUCGCCACAGUGCACGCACCGAUUCCUGUGGACCAGAGAACGCACGAGGGCCGUUAUGUGUGGGAACCGCGGCUACAUUCCCUGCACCACCCGUCUCCAACCGGACUUGCAAGCAAUGGAGCAAGUCCCGGAUUAUCAGAACUUCCUUUCCUUACGCAACGUCGGGGAGUUUCAAAUGGGCAAAUGGAUCCUGGAUUUCAUCAUCCGUAUCGUCUCAGCCCAGCCUAUAUGGAGCAGUUGUACUCCUCUUUUCAUUCCAACCCAUCCAUGUCAGUUAGAGGCUUCAGCCCCAUGGAUACUCAAGGUCUAACAAUGCACCCGGACUACCUCCACCAAGUGGCAGCACUCAGCCAACGGGGAUUGGUUGGGGAUUUCCAUCCUAUUCCACCUAGCUCAGCUGCAAGUGCAGACCUAGGCUUUUCUGUAGAUGGUUCUCGUCUGACUAGUCCCAGACCAGGGUUUCGACAUGGAAGGAAGCGAGCUAUGUCCAGCUCACCCUAUUCGGACUCUUUUGAUAUCAGUUCUAUGAUUAGAUUUUCUCCAAAUUCCUUGAUGUCUUUCAUGAAUGGAUCUCGAAGCUCUAGUGCCAGUGGAUCAUAUGGCCAUCUUUCUGCUGGAACACUCAGUCCAGCUAUGGGUGUCUCUUCUCCCACUGUUCCUCCACAUCUACAGCAACUCCACCAGCUGAUGUGCCAGGGGGGGUUAGGUUCUUCUGUUCUUUUUCCACCCAACUCAGGAUUUCCACAGCAGUCGUUACUAACUGGUCAUGGCCUUGUAGCUUCAGGUGGUACUUUUGGAAGCAUGAAGCUUGACUCAGGCCUGGAUGUGGGAAAUCGAGAAAUGGCCAGUAAUGUGGUGAGCAGCACAGUUGAUGCAGAAGAAAGUCGAAGAAACAAGAUUAAAAAAGAAUCAAUGAGCAGCACAGCUGGUGAACCAUGUGGAGCAGACGAUGAUCGUGAUGCUGCUGCUGAUCUCAAAGAUGAACCUGGAGAUUUUGUGGAAACAAACUGUCAUUGGAAAGAUUGUGGAAAAGAGUUUGGCACCCAGAAUGAGCUUGUUAAGCAUAUAAAUAAUGACCACAUCCAUGGGAACAAGAAAACUUUUGUUUGUCGAUGGGAAGACUGCUCUAGAGAAGAAAAGCCUUUUAAAGCACAGUAUAUGCUAGUUGUUCACAUGAGACGACACACUGGAGAAAAGCCUCAUAAGUGCACAUUUGAAGGUUGCAGUAAAGCAUACUCACGUCUGGAGAACUUAAAAACCCAUCUGAGGUCUCACACGGGGGAAAAACCAUAUACAUGCGAGUUCCCAGGUUGUACUAAGGCAUUUAGUAAUGCAUCUGAUCGAGCCAAACACCAAAAUAGGACCCAUUCAAAUGAGAAACCAUAUGUGUGCAAAGCUCCUGGUUGCACUAAACGCUAUACUGAUCCAAGCUCUCUACGAAAACAUGUAAAAACUGUUCAUGGGCCAGAAUUUUAUGCUAACAAGAAACACAAAGGAAAUGGAUCUGGUGGAUCAGGAGGACCAGGAGCAAAAGAUGAUAAACCAUCAAAUCCAGGGAUUAGCAUUGAUGGCAGUCCACAUUCUGAUGAUGGAUCGGGCAGUAAAGGUGCUGCUUUGUCCAGCCCAAGUGUAAAAUCUGAGGGCCAGGGGUCUCCACAGCAAAAUGGUAGCCCUGCAAGUGAGGGGACCUCAGAUGUACCAGGUGCAAUGGAUCAAGCACUAUAUAAUGGCCCAAUUAGUGAUAAUAGUGUUUCAACCACUAGUGGACCCCUGGAGAGAUUGGAGACUGACAGUGUAUGGGAACUAGUAGAUAGUCAAGCAAUAGAGUUGGGAGAGCAUUCACCAGGUGUUGCUUGCGUUACCUCAACGGGACAGAGUGGAGAAGCUGAAAGGAAUGUACGCAACAGGUUAAAGAGUAGAUUCCAGUCAACAUUUAAAUCAGGAAAUUCUUGGCUGCCAAACAUUUUACCAUCCCGAACUGGUAUAUUGCGAGGAAGAGGUAACACAGGCUGUAGGGCAACACCUGGAAAUGCAAAACUUCCAGAUAUUCAUGGUAGUGGCCAUGGCAAUGGUAGCAAAAGUGCAAUAGACUUGCCCUUCUCCCAAAACCAAGGUUGUCAGACUCAGCAAACUACUCUAACCACUAGGAGAGACAGUAGCAGCACCCUAAGCUCAUUUUAUGGCAGCAUGGGCUCAGACAAUAGUUCUCAACCAGUUAGUAGUGACAUCUCUAGCAGACAGGAAAGCCAAGGCUCUUGUACUUCUCGUAGUGUCAUUAGGCUAAGCUCUCCAUAUGAUCCUAUUUCUCUUGGAAGUUCACGGCGUUCAAGUGAGGCCAGCAGUUCAACAGGUUUGUCAGCAGGGAUGACAGCUCAUUUGCAACAGCUUCACUCUCGUGCUUUGGUAUCUCAACAUCUGACAAACACGAGCAACUUGGUUGUGCAAAGACAGGGCAUUUCUGGUGAUGAGAGAUCUUCUAGAGGUUCCCACAGUAGUAUGUCAAACAGAAAUUCUUUUUCUGCAAAUGGACCAAUGCGUUCUAAUUGCCAAACUAGUGAGCCACUAAAGCCCAUUGAUCAAAACAGAAGUGUUCCACCUUGUCACCACAAUAUCAGCAAACUUCAGCCACUGCCACCUAUUGGCCAAUCAGGGUGUAAAAAAGGAGGACGUCCAUCAGUAGAACAAAAAAAACAAUUUCAUCCUAACCAAAAUGUUGUUCUAGAAGACUGGGCAGAAGAUAAGCCAAUUGAAGCAAACCAGGAUCUGGUUAUUCCUGAUGAAAUGGAGCAUUACCUCAAAGAAAGUAGGACAAACAAAAAGAAUAGUGAUCGUCCAUCUUCAAGACUGAGUCAAGCUGUUUCCAGUGUCAGUCAGUAUGAUGACCUUCGGCAACAGAACUCACAUCACAAUGACUUCCAGAACAGAGCUAAUCCAGGAUGGAUAUCAGUUACAAUGCCAUCCAGUGAUGGGGUCCAGUUUUUUCCAAACCAUACAGGCAACUGUUACUCUACAUCUUCAGCUCACAAGCAUGCUGACAUACCCCAGAACCAACAACAAAGUUCCUAUACCCCACAAGCCAUCCAUCAGACUUGUCAUAACAGUCCUCACACUUCUCAGCCAACUUCACAGACUUGCCAUCAGAGUGACCCUAUUUCCCAUACAACUUUACCAUCCUAUCAACAGGGUUCUGUCUCACAGUAUACAACUCCUCAGAUAUGUAAACAAGGUUUUCACUCUGCUGAAAUCAAGUCUCAUCAACCACAUUGGGAAAUGGGAAAUCACUACCACUCUAGCCAGCCUAGGGCUCAGGUUCAUUGUUACCCUUCAAGUGACACCAAUAGCCAGCUUGGACUUACGCAUCAAUUAAUGGCAAGAAAUGGCCCACAUAAAACUUCUUUGCCUCAACAUUACCCAUCAAAUAUGCAUCAAGAAUUACCUGCUCAUAAUCAGCCAAAUGGUUAUUUGCCCCAUAGUGGUUCUUGCAACAACCACAUUCCACAGCCUUGCCACAAGAUGUUGUCUCCAGUGGCUGACCCUUUGAAUCAACAUUGGCCUUCAAAUAACAGCUUCAGGGAUCAUUGCCAUUCUUCAAAUAGUUCAUUCUAUGGUCAGUUGAAUCAACAAUGUCAACCAAACAUUGGGUUUCCAGGUCAAACAGGUCAACAAUGUAUUUCAAACAAGGUAUUUCAAGACCAGUUGAUGGGUCAGCAGUGUUAUUCAAAUAAUACUUUACAUGGUCAAACCAGUCAACAAAGUUCUUCAAACAGUGUGUUUCAAGUUCAGAAGGGACAUCAAUGUCCUGCAGAUAACAGUUUGCAUAACAAAGUAGUUCAACAGUAUCCUUCAAGCAAUGCAGAAGAGGGUCAGUUAAGUCAUCAUCUUACUUCAAAUAAUAGCAUGCAAGGGCAGUUUGGUCAACAGUAUCCUUCAAAGAAUAGUUUACAGAAUCAUUCAAAGGGUAUUCCCUGUUAUCCAUAUAAUUGUGUUCACCAUAACAGCAAUGGACAAACAUACUAUCCUCAGAAUAUGGAACAUGAAGGUUACAUGCAACCAUUGGCAUCUAACCAUCUUUACGUUCAGCAGCUCAAGCAAAGUUGUCCUCCACAAACCUGUUCAGUUACAGACCCACAGGGGAGUUGCAAAAAUGUAGCAUGUCAACCUUCUGAAAACAGAGAUUCCCACUUUAGUAGGACCCUUCCUAGUUGUACACCCAUUCAGCCCUCUUACCCCCAUGUAGCACAAGCUUGCAAGUCUUGCAGCACUUCACAGCCUGAGAUUCAGUGUAAAAAUGUCAGCCAAUCAUCACGAUCUACAAUGCAUUCUGAUGUAUACCAGAGGACUUUAGAGUAUGUUCAACAGUGUCAACAGAUGGCAUCCAGUAAUGAACAAUGUGCAGGCAAUGCAAACAAUAACUACCUCGUUCCUGCUAAUGAAAGUUCCUGCCAAAAAAUGGAGUUGUCCCCACGGGUUAGUAGCACAACAGAUCAACAAGAUGGUCACUUGCCAGCAGUAAAAAGUUUAAAUGAAAAUGAUUAUUUGACUUGUACCCCAAGCCCAGCACUAGCUGGCCAGUGUUCACAGACUCCUAGUUGUGUUGAUAGUAAACCUCAAACACCUUUUUUCGCUACUACUAAUAUGGUGAUUAAUGACAUGAGUUCAUCAUUGACGUCACUGAUGGAAGAAACUCGUUACUUACGAAUGAUACAGUAAAUGAGUUUGUGCCAUCACAGAAUGUUACUUUGAAAACAAAAAGUUGCCACAAAAUAUACUUUGUAGAAAAUACCCAAGGACUGUGUCUGCAUUCUGUUGGGAAUGUGGUUAGUUUUAGAGUCAAACCAUCCCAUCCGUCCUACUUGUUAGAAACUUACUAAUGUUUGUCUCUUGCCAAUUACUGUAAAUAAUAUGGUGCACUUACAUAUGUACAGUUCUGUAUAAAUAUCAUUGAGGUUAUGGUAGAUAGAGAUCUUUUGAGAUUGUUAUAAUGUCUAGUUGAAGUUGUUUCAAGAACUUGGCUCAUAAAAUCUCUGUGAAGUUUAGUUGUUCAAGUUCUUUUAUGGACACGGCCCCUGUCCCUGUGUCUCGCACAUUAAGAGAAUAGCAUGUUAUUAAAAGGUAAACAAAACUUAAGAAGUAAGAGCUACUGCUUGGAGGUUAAUGAUAAUCAUUAUUUAAUUAAAGUUUGUUCAUUAUUUGAUGUUUUGUGAAGGAAUUUCUAUUGAUUUGUUGUCUACCUAAAUAGUGUAAUUUUUCUAUUGUGCCAAACUCCUACUAGUGUAAUUUCUUGCCUUUGCACAUUUUGUUUUUCGUUAUUUGUCAGUUUCAAGUAAAACUGAAAACCCCAGAAGGAUAUUUUCAUUUGACAGUGUAAUUUAUUGAAGAAAGUAAGUAUUAAUUACUUGUUGUAUUUUAGCUCAAAACUCUUGGUUUACUUAAUUUCUUGAUCCAUUUAGCACAUAAUAGAAAUCCUUUUCAUAUAUGAUAAUAAUAUUUUAUGAUAGCCAAGCAAAUGUUAUUAGAAAAACUAGGUAAACACAAAGAUUUUUAGACUAGGAAAUUUCGAAAAAUAUAAAUGUUUUCUUAAAUACAGUUCUGAAUAAAAUUAUAUUCACAGACAUUGUGUACAUCAUUCUAACGUCAACUGCAUUUCCAUUAAGGGGUAAAAAAUAUCCUUUUUUUUUACUCAUACCUUCCUUUUUUUUUAAAAUGUAAAACUUUUCACUUAUUUUUAUACUUCUUUAUUCUUAAAAAAGGUUUUUAUCCAACAUUACAAUAUUUAAAGGAACAUUGGACAGUAAAGUCUGGUGUCACAGUAAAAUGUUGAUAUGAUUAAAAUUAGUUACAAAUAUUUGGAAUUGAUAAAAUAUAACAACUUUUAAUAUUCUGUGCAAUAUUAUUUUCUAAUUAAUUUGACCAAUGUAUCAAUAAUCAGCUUUUUUAUGAAACAAAUGAUGACUGGUGGCAUAAGUUUUAUGGAAAUUGGAUCAUCAAUUUAAACUUGUUUAAGAUCAUAUUUUUUUAAUGUUUUGAAAGACCUAUUAAAUAAAGAUAUAGCUGUAUGUUUGGGAAGCAAAAAACUUUACAAACUGGUAUAUUUGCAUACUUUGAGGCAUAAACUGCAGUUGUAAUUAUUCACUAUUCAUCAAGAUUUUCAGGAGUGUGAUGUAAUCUAGAAUUAAUUAAUUUUGUUGUACUUAUAGAAACAUGUAACUUAAUACUUUAGUGCAAUUUUUAAUUAUUUCUAUUUAUUAAGUUCUGCACUUAGGCUUAAUGAUCUUUUAAGAAAAGCAUUAUUGUUUUAUUUUUACAUGUAAAAAACUCAAGCAGUCAAAUCUUUCUGUCUGACAAUAUGUGUCAAAAUGAAAAAAAAAGUUAAUAAAUGUUUUAAAAUAUCUUAACUCUCAUUCCUUCAGAAAGUUAUAGAAUUAUGCAAAUUGUAACUGAGAAGUCUACAUUCCCAUUCGUUUUAACACAUUCAUUCACAGUUUACUGGCAUACAGAUAGUCAAUUGAAAAUUAUCUCUAUAUGUACUUGCCUAUUUGUUUUGAGUUUCUUUUGCAUCAUAAAAAUUUCUGGAACAUCUGCAGAGUUGACACUUGUGUAAGUGCCUUUUCUUGCUGUGAUAUUGUUUUAGUAAUUUUAGAUGAAAAAGUUAAUAUGUGUGUUAAACAGCAGAAAGGGGCCGUGCUCAUUUUUAAUGAAGGGCAGAUACAAUGUUUCUGGUAGGAUACUUGUUUGUAUACAGUUUCAGUCUGUUUUUCAAUAGCUUUUAUUGUAAAAUAAAAUGUGGUUGGUGUUUUUGGUUACUACUUAAUUUGACUUAGAAAACAUUGCAAGAACUAAACUUCCAGUAUUUAAGUAUCCUACCAGGACCAAUGUAUUGGUCUGAAGUCAAAAAAUUACUCCAAUGGUAGUCAAAAGUUAUGUAUGGCAUUAAAGCCCUCAUUUUGAUGUGGUUAGUAUUUCGGUUAACUUGUGUUUGUUGGGUAUACAUAAUGAAAUAAAGAGAAAGGUUUUUAUGUAAGUUUUA
This is a messenger RNA of Limulus polyphemus (Atlantic horseshoe crab), 7250 nucleotides long. RefSeq names its product transcriptional activator cubitus interruptus-like. Lineage: Eukaryota; Metazoa; Arthropoda; Merostomata; Xiphosura; Limulidae. Gene Ontology annotation, molecular function: DNA-binding transcription factor activity, RNA polymerase II-specific; RNA polymerase II cis-regulatory region sequence-specific DNA binding. Gene Ontology annotation, biological process: regulation of transcription by RNA polymerase II. The record is from RefSeq and is a predicted model, not a curated record. Gene Ontology annotation, cellular component: nucleus.